UGGCGCCAGCACUCCGGUUUCGCUGUUUUAAGAGCAGGAAGAAGCGAAAGCGAGUAUGUGCGAUGACGGCUAAGUGAAUCGUGUUUGUUUUUGUCCAUAAUUUAAUAUCAUAUAACCAUUUCCUCGCAGCGUUUGGAAGCGACGUUGAGCUGCCUGUAACGAUGUCGAGCCGCAGCGCCUUUCACACGCAGCUUGCUUCCAUCAUGGAGGUGCUGGCCAACGCGGCCGUGGCGGAGAUCUGCCGGCUAGUGGACGAUGGUUACGCGGAGUUACGCCUGGAGAUGUGCCGGUGUAAGACGGAGAACCGGGAGCUGAGGAGGCGGCUGCAAAUGGCUGGCUGCGGGGCGGCAAGCGGAGUGGACCCGACCCCGGCAGACGAAGAGGCGGUAUUAAGGGAACAACUGGAUUUUAGCUUCAGGGAAGAUCCGCAGGCUGCCGACGGGGCCGGGACGAGCCCUCUCCGGCCCAUCCUCAUCGUAGACCAGGAAGACACAUCAGACUUGUCCAAAAUCAAAAAGGAGAUGCUGGAAGAGGACUUGCCAAAAUCCAUAAAUAUUUGUGGCCAAAGUAAUUUCUGCAUGGAGGGACCAGAAACGGAUGUUGGUGAAUCACUCACCGAUUUAGACAGCUGUGCCUCCACCACGCGGGGCACAGAAGUGUUCGGAGACCUGGAUGGGACCGGAGCCAUGGAGCUCACACACAUGGAGCUGAGUGGCCCUGGGUUGCCGGUGAUUAAGAAGGAGGCAGCUGCUGAAGCCAUGGGGGACGCAGGACUUGGUGAAGCAGGGCGGCUCGCUCAGGACAGAGACGUGCAGCUUGACGCUGAAAAGACGACAGCUACACUCAAACAGACUCAUCUUGCAUGUGUGGAAAACGCAGAAGAUCGAGCUCAGCGCCAAAGAGCCAUGUGCACCUUUAAGGACGAUCUCAAAGCUGAGGCUGUGCUCAGUGUUGCCCCCGUGAGGCAAGGAGAAGGUCAUGCACCCUGGGGAGGAAGCACCCACAGGGACCAGGAGGACUAUCUGGACUGUACAAGAAACUGUGAAACAGCAUCUGGCAUCACCCAAGGUUUCAAACUGUUGGAAAUGGAAGGCGACGAAAGGGAUUGCAGUGCGAACAGUCACUUUGGGAACAGGCUCAGUGACCGUGACGCUGUUGGGCUCAAAGCAGAGCCUGCGAGACAGGCUGCAAGUCACAAUCUCCUAUACAGAGCAUCCCGGCAAAGAGCAGAGGUUUUGAACAGAGGGGGCUCUGGCCGUCCACUGAUUGGCAGGAACCUUCAUUGUGGACCUUUUGCUACGCAACAGGCCAGUAAUGCCAUGACUGAGAGGGCAGGGCAUGCAGCUGGAGAUCUGGCCUCUGGAAGCCCCCAGUUCAUCAAGUGCUCACAAAUGAAGGGAUCCCACACUGCCAGCGAAAGUUUCACCCCAUCAAGCAUUGCUGGAAAGUCCAGCAGAGGCAGUUUGAAAAAGAGGCACUUUCUGUGUAUGUUUUGUGGAAAGGAUUUUGCCUAUAGAAAUGUCCUUAAGACACACCUGAGAAUUCACACAGGUGAAAAACCAUUUAGCUGUUUGCAUUGCGGGAAGAAAUUUGCUGGUUCGAGCAAUCUGAAAAAACACCAAAAUGUUCAUACUGGAGAAAAACCAUUCAGCUGCCUGCAGUGUGGGAAGAGCUUUUCUGAUUCAAGCACCUGUAAGAGGCACCAGAGUGUCCACACUGGAAACAAACCAUUCAGCUGCCUGCAGUGUGGAAAGUGCUUUACUCGUUUAUGCUACCUUAAAAAGCACCUCAAGCAAAUUCAUCUGAUGCAUGUGCCAUUCGUAGUGGAGACAGGUGCCGAAGAAACAGUGUCGCGGGUGUACACGGUGAGACGCGCUGCUCGGGUUCCCGCAGCCACCAUGUCGGGCUGCGACCGUUUUUACGCGCAGCUCGGCUCCAUCAUGGAGGAGCUAGCCAACGCGGCCGUGGCGGAGAUCUGCAAGCUGGUGGACGAUGGAUACACGGUGCUGCGCUUCGAAAUAUCACGCAGCCAGAAGGAGAAUGAGGAGCUGAGGACGAAGCUGCGGCUGAUGGAGAUACAGGCGUCACUGGAGCGCAGCAAGACGCCGGGAGCUCUGGAGGAAGCAGUUGAGGCAGCUCCGAGGGGCAGAGAGCCUGCAAAUGGUCAUAGAGAACAACAGCCAUCUACAGAAGAUGUCCCAGGUCUGGAGGUCAAUGGAGAUCCCGUAAUGACAGCGGGGGAGGAUGUUCGAGUGCAGCCACUUAUAUUGACGGAGUCAGUAAACCUGGAAGUCGGGGAGCAUAAGAUACUUCAGAUCAAGGAAGAGGGAGCUGAGGGGGACGCGGCCGACGCUCAGACAGGGCUGAAGAGCAGGAAGGAGGGUCAUAUAAAGUCAGGGACAGAUUCUGUAGAUGGAUUUACACUUUCAAAAAAUAAACAGAACAGGAGCCAGCACACGUUUCACGACUGCGCUGGAUCAGAGGUUAUCCUUAAGGAAGAUCCGGAAAUGGAGGCUUUGAACCAGGGGUUUGAACAUCAUGGAUGUGAACAAAGUGUAGGAGGCAUAGACAGCUUUGACCCUGAUUAUUUGAUGCAUGAGAAAUUACAUCAGCGGAAGUUUGUGUUGCAAGAAAAAACUGAUCUAGAUGUUGCUGAUCCAUUUUGCUCAUUUGUUACUGAUGCUGGAUCAGAGAAGCUGUCAUUCCACUCAAAGCUGCUGCCAGUUUCCAUCACUCCGCAAGACGUAGGAGACGAUGUCUCUUCUUUCAAGUCAUCCCAGGGGAAGCCAACUGUACUGAGUGACUCGGUACCAGUGAGGGACUGUGAGAUGAGCUCUGAGGUGAACAGAAGGACCACCAGAGGAAAAGUUACGAAACAUAAUGGACUUCAGACUGAUGACAAUGGCAGUGAUGUUAAUCCUUUCGAUACACUGUCAGAAAACAUGAAGCCCCAUUAUGGAGUUAACUUGAGGGAGAAAAGGUUCUUCUGUAAAUACUGUGGUAUGGGAUUCAGUUUUCACAAUAAGUUGGAAAUGCAUGAGAGGCGUCACACCGGUGAGAAGCCCUUCAGCUGCCUGCUCUGUGAUAAGCGCUUCCGGCAGCCGAGUUAUCUGAAAGUGCACCAGAGGGUUCACACCGGCGAGAAGCCCUUCCGGUGCCAGCACUGUGGGAAGUGUUUCGGGCAGUCAGGUUACCUUAAUGUACACCAGCGAAUCCACACUGGCGAGAAGCCGUUCAGCUGCACACAGUGUGGCAAAAGCUUUACUCGCUCCAAUCAUCUUAAAAGACACCAGAGUGUUCAUACUGGAGAAAAAUCACUUAAAUUUGCAUCAUAGGGAUGCCUUGUUAGUUUCAUACAACAUAUAGUGAAUGUACUGCAUAGAUUUCAGUUGGCUAUGUUUCUCCCAUUAAACUCUCUGAGAUAGAAGAGAGCAUGGGAUAUGUUCUGGUUUAAUUUGCUCUUUUUAAUCGCACUUGCUGAGUGUGGUGCGUAAUUCUUAAAAUGUGUAUGAAAAAUUCUCUCUUUAGCAUAACUAUAAAAAGGGAUUGCUCAGCAAAGAUGGCCUCAGAAAUUGUGCCAGUGUAGUUGUAGGGCAACGUCACUUAAGACAGAGCUCCGCCUUCUAGCCUGACACGCCGCCAUGUAUGCCAACCUUCUGUCCAUCCAUCCAUCCAUCUGUCUGUCUGUCUUCCAGUCGCAAGGAAGGUGGUAACCUUGGUUCCAAAUGAAAAUUGAAUUAAUUACCCUGGAUUAAACUGUUAGUGAAAAAACAACAGCACAGUAUUUUAGACACUGCAUUUUAGUUGUCAUGCCGAUAAAAAAAAUUGUGAAAUUCAACCACAUUCUGUUUUGUUUGUUUUAUAAUUCAUUGAAUAAGUACCAUUAUUACAAGUGUAAGUUCAUGUUUUAUACAUGUUUAAACAGGUAGUGAUUAAGUAAGCAGUCAGUGAGAGCAACAUUUUAACCCUGUUAGUGUAAGCCAAGUUAUGAGUCAUAAUCACCCGCCUAUUUGUUAAAAGUUAUUAAAAAUAUUUCUUUAUACCUGAGGGCAUCUUUAAUAAGAAAUUAACGGAUUUACAGGUUCCAGUCUAGAGUGACAUAUUUAUUGUAAAAUAUUGCUUUGUUGGCAAAUGCUUUGUUAUUACAUAUAUCCAUGUAAAGUAUGUCACAAUUAGUUCACAUCAGUCUUUAUGAAAAGGUCAUUUAUUUGAUUGAUUGAAUAUAAGAAAUCCUACUCAAGCAUUUGGAAGAUGGAUUGGUGUGUGUGUGUGUGUGUGUGUGUGUGUGUGUGUGUUUCUCACUGUUUUUGUGGUUACGUAUGUGUUUUAUUGACUACUCGUACACUUAUAUUUGUUUAAAAAAUGUGUAUACAUACUAAUGAGAAUAUUGUGUGUUAUUUAAUAAUUAAAAGCAUUUAAACCUG
This is a messenger RNA of Paramormyrops kingsleyae, 4424 nucleotides long. The record is from RefSeq and is a predicted model, not a curated record. Lineage: Eukaryota; Metazoa; Chordata; Actinopteri; Osteoglossiformes; Mormyridae.